UCUGGCAGCCAGGCGGCCGCGCUCGGGAAGCGGCUCCCGGCCCCGGGAUGGGGAGGGCGCUGGCGGCUCCCGGCCCUUUGCUGCCGCUGCUGCCGCUGCUGCUGCUGCUGGCGGGCACGGCGGGGCUCUGCCGGGCGCUCCUGGCGCUGCCGCUCCGCGUGUCCCAGCCCGCCGCCCCCGCCGCCCCGCCGCCCGCCCCGGUGCUGCUGCGCCCGCCCGGCGGCGGCCGCCAGCAGGAUGCCCCCGGCGCUGCGGACGGCUUGGCUUUGGCCUCGGAUCCCGGCGGCACCCUCAACUUUUUAGCCAUGGUGGAGAACCUGCAGGGCGACUCCGGCCGCGGGUACUACCUGGAGAUGCUGAUCGGGACCCCGCCGCAGGCGCUAAAUAUCCUGGUUGACACUGGGAGCAGCAAUUUUGCUGUGGCAGGUGUGCCUGAUCCUGAUGUCACAUCCUACUUCAAUCCUGAGCUGUCAAGCACAUACAGAUCUCAAGGGAUUGAGGUCACAGUGAAGUACAGCCAAGGCAGCUGGACUGGAGUGCUGGGCACAGAUGUCAUCACCAUGCCCAAAGGACUCUCUGGCAGCUACACCAUCAACAUUGCCACCAUCCUGGAGUCAGAGAACUUCUUCCUGCCAGGGGUGAAGUGGCACGGGAUCCUUGGUCUUGCCUACGAUGCCUUAGCCAAGCCUUCGAGUUCUGUGGAGACAUUCUUUGAUUCCCUCGUGAGGCAGGCCAAGAUCCCCAACAUUUUCUCCCUGCAGAUGUGUGGUGCUGGACUCCCUGUUUCUGGAAGUGGUACCAACGGAGGUAGUCUUGUGCUGGGUGGAAUUGAGCCCAGUCUGUACACAGGGGACAUCUGGUACACACCCAUCAAAGAGGAGUGGUACUACCAGGUGGAAAUCCUCAAACUGGAGGUGGGGGGACAGAACCUGGAGCUGGACUGCAGAGAGUACAAUGCUGAUAAAGCCAUAGUAGACAGUGGAACCACUCUCCUUCGACUGCCAGAGAAAGUCUUCAGUGCUGUGGUGCAGGCAAUAGCUCGCACAUCCCUGAUACAAGAAUUCUCUUCUGGUUUCUGGACUGGUUCACAGCUUGCAUGCUGGGACAGAACUGAAAAACCCUGGUCCUUAUUUCCCAAACUCUCCAUUUACCUGAGGGAUGAAAACUCCAGUAGGUCGUUUCGGAUCUCUAUCCUACCACAGCUUUAUAUUCAACCCAUCCUUGUGAUAGGAGAUAAUUUGCAGUGCUACCGGUUUGGCAUCUCCUCCUCCACAAACGCCCUGGUCAUUGGUGCUACAGUCAUGGAAGGAUUUUAUGUCAUCUUUGACAGAGCCCAGAGGAGAGUGGGCUUUGCAGUGAGUCCCUGUGCAGAAGCGGACGGCUCCCCCGUCUCGGAGAUCGAGGGCCCUUUCACCACAGCAGACGUCGCCAGCAACUGCGUCUCCAGCGUUUCCUUCCACGAGCCCGUGCUCUGGAUCGCCUCCUACGCCCUGAUGAGCCUGUGUGGGCUCAUCCUGCUGGUCCUGGUGGUGCUGCUGCUCAUCCCGCCCCGCUGCCAGCACCGCUACACCGACAACGACGUGGUCAACGACGAGUCCUCCCUCGUGCGCCACCGCUGGAAGUGAGAGGCUGGCUCCCAAAAACUGACUCCAAAACAGGGCCAAGGACUAAGAGCCCUGCCAAGGGGAAGAAGCCAAUGCCUCCUCAGUCCUUCCUACGUCCCUACAAAACGCUGUUGGAAAUCCCACCAAAUAUCCUGCGUCGUGACUUUUACAGCUUUAUUUUCUAACACCGGUUCUGAACCAAAGCACUGCUAACCACCUCUGAAGUGCUACGGUACUGGAUUUGCUACUGCAGUACAAGGAGCCUUUAUGCUCUCUACAGUACCUUCUUUAAAAAAAAAACCUAAAAAAAAUUUUACAAAAAAAAAAAGAUAAAAAACCACACCAUGAUGUUCUUCCACUGUCUGAACAAAAUUGCCCAUGUCUCUCACAAAAAAAAGGAGCUGUCAGUAUUUUCUAACUAAUCAAGCCCUGACUGUAGAAAAAGAGAAAAAAAAAUUAAUAAUCUUUCUUAUUAAUUGCAUUAAAUGAAUACUGCUUUCUGUUUACAUCAGUUUAUUUUGAAACUGUGCUUAUGGUGUGGGGGAGGGAGAAAAGCCAGACUUAAGCAGCAGAGAAAGAGAAGGGAAAUCAAGAAGAAAUGUUGGUUUGUGGUUUCUUUCCUCAAGAUCACUGCUGCCACUUGAGAGGGUCACCCUCCCUGAGAGCUGUAACAAAAUAGUACAAGGUGGUGAAAACUGGGAAACAAAUUUGUUCAGCCUUAGAGUAAAACAAGACUACCUCUCUUAACUUACAAGGAUGCUACCACUGGUGAGUGUGUGGAUUAGAACUGGUCUUGAAGCACAAAGAUGCUCCAUACAACCAAAUGGAACUACUUGGCUUUGAAUUUUUUGGGAUUUUAUAAAAAUUCCUACUUCAUGACUUUCCACUUUGGUGCACAAAAAGCCAAAACAAAAAAAUAACUCACCUUUCAGUUUCCCCCCUCAUGUGGGGUUUUGUUGUUUUUUUCUGAGUUGAUAUUUAGCAAAGGCUGAUCUGCAUAUGUGUGGACAGACAAGAAAGCAAGGUGUGUGUUCUGCUGUAUUUCUAGAGAGUGUGUAACUAAAAGGAAACCAAAUAAGAAACACAACUUUUUUUUUUUUUUUUUUUUUUUUUUUAAUUUGGCUGAGCUCAGCAACCUAGAAAUCAAAAGGAGAAGUAGCUGUCUUUAUGGACAGGCUGUGAAGUGAAAGUCUUUAUGCUGGCUUGUUUUUCAGCUUGAGGUGUUCAGUUUGGCAUCAAUCAAAGGAGAAGUGUGUGUGUCCUGGCUGAAAACAAACACGUGGUGGGACUGGCAAGAAUAGAGGGAGAGAGCAGGGCAGAAUGAAUCUGACCAGGAUUCCAUUCUGCAAGAGCAGAUCAUCAUGCUGAGGUCAAAACGAGAUAUUUUCUUUGCAGAAAGGACAAUUUUUCUUUUCUCUUGUUGCAGGCUUCUAUUGUAACACUGGCCUAAGUGUUUGGAUUGAGAAGAUAAACAGUGCAAGGCUGAGAGUUUCUUUUAUACAUACAAAAAGGAAAAAUAUUCCUUUGCAUUUUCAUAGCAGAGCAUAUCUGUGGGAAAUGAGAGAAAAAAAAAAAAAAGCUUAGCUCUGAAUUUCUCAAUCCCUUGCCUAGACAAUUUUCUGCCCAAAAUCCCUUCAUAUAGCUCUGUGAUUCACACUGCCUCUGCAUCUGACUCUGCAUGGAAUAAGGAAAGAUUUUUUUUUUCCCCCAGGAAUGGUGCAUUUACAAGGUGCACGUCAUGUGUGUGAAAAUAAAACACUGUGGGAUUUUUUUUUAACUAACUUAUGUCUUUCAUGUCAUAACUGGAAGUGCCUGUGGUUUUCUUUUCAAUCUUUGCACUUUCAGAUUGCUUGGCUCAGUAGAGUAAAAUAAUUGAUGCUGUGAUCCAACAUCUGAAAAGGAUUUCUCAUGGAAUUUGGAGUUGGAAACAGGAGGAGAUUUGGAGUUUGUCUCCUUCUUCCUCUACCUCUUAGUUUUUAAGAGGAGAAAAAUUGUGAAUGACUUAAUCCAUAGAGUUUAGCUAUUUUCUCAGUGUUCUAUUUUCCAUAUCUCUUUCUUAAUAUAUUUUAAUUAGAUAUUAUUAAUAUAGGCACGUUGUCCUCCUGGGUUUAAUUUUACACAUAACAACUUCAGAAUUGCAUUCCUUCUUUUUCCACAGCAUGGCAAUAGAAGUUCUUCUUCUGACACUUGCUUCAAACAGAAACAUGGUAUGGAUUUUGGAUGGAUAGUGUUAAACAAUAAACCCUCUUUCAAUUCAGAAAGUGAAAACACCUUGUAUGCUCUUAAAAGGUUUCAUCACUGCUCCCCUCACCACGAAGAGUUUUAGGAAGGAAUUUAUUGGGAAAGGCUCUGAGUAAGCUUUUUAAUGAGAUUUCUUCUGAGUUUGUGAACAAAGUCUUCUUAGUGCACUGGAUUUCAUAUGAAAGAUUUAAGUAUUAACCUUUCUCUUUGAAUGUCCUUGGUCAAGAUAUUUUAAGGGAAACACUUGAAUGAGGAGGAGCAAUAUCAAGUACCACAAAUGAAAUACUGAUUAUAUUCUUGAGUUUUCCUGGCAUUCCUUCACACUAAAAAUGUGGCUGGUAGUAAAAAUACUGAGUGACACCUGCAAGCAGCACAAACUUCAUCUGGGCUUGUAAAUUGAUACUUACACUGCCAGAAAUUCAGGUGAGCAUUGCUCUGUUGCUCUGGCAACAAGGAGAGCAAUGGAAACCCUGGAGGGUUCAUUUUUAGCCUACAACACAUUAAGAAAAAUAAUGCUUUGGAGCAGUUCUGUAUGGAAGAUGAAAUGCAGGGAUAGACUACACUAUAACCAAGUGUAGUCACUUGGUAACUCACAGUGAUCUCUCCCCCUGAUCCAUUUCAAAAAAUAUAUAUGUUGUGAGAUAUGUUCCUGUUAACCAACUUCAGGUGUAAGAAUAAACCACACCUUAAAAAUAAAAGCAGGGAAGAGGAGUGAAAAAAAAAAAAAAAAAAAAACAAAAAAACAAAAAACAGAGCAUUGAGUAAAGAUGAUGCUGGAAAAUAUUUAUUAUGGAAGACAAGAUGCUCCAAAUCACAGCUUUCCAAACCAUCCCUUGUAAGAAAUAUCAAUAUUUCUUGCUGACCCAGCUCUGCUCUGCUGGGGAUGUCCCAGGAAAGUGUCAGAAAACCGAAUUCCCCUGGCUGCAGCCUCACAGGUAAUUUGAUCCAUUGGUGCAGUCUCCAGGAUUUGAGGGGCUGUGGUUUGAGUCUGAGAGGUUAAACCUGAGCCCAGCCCUGGGAAUAGGUUAAUUCUAUCCUGCUGCCUCUGCAGGUUUUAGGAAUAUUAUCAUGGGUUUUUUGGUGCAAUUUAAAUGCUGGGGGAAAUAGAUGAAGCAUUUUAAUAAGGCUUUUGUUCAGGUGAUGUAAAAGAAGUUAGGUGGAAGGGAUUGUUCCAUUUUUAGGGUGAAGGAUUGUGUUUAGGAUGUUGAAUCGACCUAAAUGCAAUGUAUCAAGGGGUUUUGGUAUCUCUUGUGCUCAAUAGCUGUAAAAUUUAUCAGCUAAAGUCAACCUAUGAGUACCCAGCUCCUUGUUGUGUAUUGGCUGGCUUUGUCUUACUGAAGGAUGAGCCUUUUGUCUACCAAGCUUGUCCUUUUAAAUAUUAAAAGGCUUGUGAGAGUUUGCAUAGCACUGCAUGUUUCCAGAGAGUGGAAGAUUGAUCCUUAAAUUUCCCAGUAUUACAAAAUGGUUGUGCUGCUGGAAGUUUCUUUGAUUUCUGUAGGGAUUUCAAGCAGCUGGGCUGGUGUUGGUUGUCAUAUCCUCAUCUCUGACAUGCAUAUAAAUAGCAAUAUGAGCAGUGUAAUGAAGGGUGUUGGUACAGUGACCUGUGGAGGUCUAAUUAAAGGGAAUUACAGAAAGAAAAACAAAUAGGAUGCCUUUAGCUUCAUUAAAAAUUGCAAGAGUAUAACAGAUUGAUCCUUUUCAGAAAAGGCUGUAUGUUUUACCAAGACAUUUGUUCCUGUCAAACUUGAGUCUCUGGUUGAUAAAUUGUUCAUUUCUGGUUGCUGAAGUCCUUGCUGCUGUUGAGAGAAGUGAAGACAGGUUGGUAAUGGGAUAUGAGCAAUCUUCUGAGCCAGUUAGAUUUGCUGUCUUUGGAGGCUUAAUUAGAUGCUAAUCCAGGUUUGUGAGUAAUCCAGCAUGCUGGUUAUGGCUCUUUGGGAAUUCUAGCAGAAAUACUUGGCUUCAGCCAAAGCCCUGGGUGAGAUGGAACCAAAACACAAAAGCCACAGAGAGACAGCAGCUGCUGAGAAGCUGCUGUAGGUGCAGCAUUGUCUUGGUUUGAAGGACAGGUGUCUGCUAAGAAAGGCAGAAGCUUCUCUUUGAAAUGGAGAAUGUAAACCCCCUCCCUCCAAAUUAUUAUAAUUUUGAAAUUAAGGGGCUCUCAGGCAAAGAGAUGGGAAUUAGGAAUAACAGUUCUUUACUAGGAAAAUUAAAAUAGAAAUACAGUAUUACAAAGAACAAUCCCAACCCUGCCAGAGUCAGAAUCCAAGCUGACACCCAUCAGUCAGUCAGGGUGUUGGCACAGUCCCAUUCAAUGGUGGCUGCAUCCUCCUGCAGGGGCAGAUGUGGUUCAGCUGGAGCAGUGCUCCUGGAGAAGGUGCAGUUUCCUCUGAAGCUCCAGGGAUGAUGUGGAAAAGUCUGGUUUUCCUCUGGAAUCCAGUGGAAAGAAGGUUCCUUGGUGUCCAAAAUGUCAGUUUUUAUCUGGGUAGGAAAGGCUUGGCUCCUCCCCUGGCUGGAGCAUCUCCCAGUGGGGUGAUGGAAUUUUAUCAGUCAUGCCCUGGGACUCAGUGGCCAUGAACAGGAGAUAUCUCCUGGAGGGAGGAUGGGCUGUGGGAAGAUAAAGAUGAUUGCCCAGCUGGUUUAAAGAUGGCCCAUGAGCAGAUAAUAUGUGCCAGGAGAUCAGGGGCACUGCCCCACCCGGCUGCAGCAGAUGGGGACAGAAUCCACAUUGCUGGUCACAUCCUGUAUUGCAACCCAGACAAACAUCCAGCAGUCUCCAUUUGGCAAGGCUCCUCUUGCCUCAAUAUUUUGGAAACCAGCGCUCCAAGGUGCCUUUUGGUGCUACUGGGAAUUAUCCACUCCCAGGUGAGCACAGGGCACGAUCACCUUUAGGCAGGAUCAUUGCCCAGCUGCUGAAUAUUCCCUCCCCCUGUACCAGUGCACACAAUGCUGCUUCUCACCCCCAGCAGUGGCAUUUAUAAGCAGCAGGACAGGAAAUCACAAAACAUGCUGGUAUCAGUGUCUGUGCAGUACUAAUACAAGAAUGGAUUGUAUUUGGCUGGAUCUUUGUGGUCAGGUAGUCUUUGAAAUACUGGGAAUUCUAGAUUAGACCAUGAAAGCACACACAGAAUUCCUUCUGAGCUAGCCAAAAAGUAAAAAUGUAAUUAUUUUUAAUUUAAAAAGAAGUAGCCUCAAUAAGUGCUCUCUUCCUUUUUUUUUUUUUUUCCUAAUUGAUAACAAUCACUUAAAUAUAUUUUAGUAUAGUUGCUGUCGUACUAAUUUGCUGGUUGUAGAUCUGAUGCUUCUGAUUUGUCUUCUAGGCCAUACAUCCCUUCUCAUUCUCCUCCCCCACCCCCCCAAAAAAAAAAAAAAGUUGCUAAAAGAAUAAGAUCUUAAGAUUAUAUUUUCCAAUUUCAGCUUUCUAACAAAAGACACAUUUUUCUUGUUUACUGUUCACAGACCUGUUUUCAAGUAGUUCCUUAACACUUUAAAAAUUAACUUUAGGUUGAAAAUACUUGCAGUGCCAUUAAGAGAAGAAUUGGAGCCAGAACUUUACCUGUGCCAGUGGUCCUUGAAUUUUAUUGUGUGCCAAGAACUCCUUUGUGCAGUUGACUCCAUUCCCUGGACUUCUUUCACAUCCCACUUGGAAAUACAUCCUGGUCCUGUAUAAUCUCCUUUUUCUCCAUCCUCAGGAAGUACAGGGGUGGAGAGGAGGACCACAAGGAGCUGGGAGAGUUCCAUCAAUGACAUUUUUUGUCCUAAAAACAACUCCAGCUGAGCAACUGAGUUUGCUCUGAUUUUACAGCAAUGUGUAUUUAGGCAAAUAAAUAAAAGACAUUGUUUGUAACAAUGGUCUCAUCCCAUCCCCCUCUGAUGAGGGAAAUUUAUUUUCACAGGGCCAAGCCAAACCUGCAAAGGGCAUUUUUAUUCCUGUGAUUUCAGAGAAGGGUUGUAGAGCUGAAUGUUUAAAUGAUUGUAUUUUCAGCAUAGUUUUCCUUUGUAAAAUUCUGUAGUAAAAAAUGGAGUUGAGAAUGUUUAGAGGUAAUAAGAAGACAACUGACAAUUUCUUGAUAGCACAAAGGUGUGGAUUACUGCAAUAUGUGCUGGAAAAAAUUGCCUUGGUAGCCAACACUCUGUGUGUGCAUAAACUGUACAAAGUUCAGUGUUUAAGACUUACCUGAAACAGGCAGUUCACAUUUUUUAUUGCAAAUUUUAUAUGGAGUUGCAGAGAUCUUUUAAGGCCUUUAACACUACAUUAACUGUUAUUUGAUAGUUAUUCAGGAAGUGUGGAAAGGAUUUCACCUUUAAGGAAGUUAUUCCAACUUUGAGAGGCAUUUCUUCACCUGUUGUUUUGUUUUGCUUUAAUUAGAAAAUGUUUUUAACAUUGAUUGAAAAGAAAAUGGGAUCAAAAUUUUUGAAAAAAGGGGUAUAGCCUUUCUAAUUCAAUCUUCAGGUGAUAUUAGGAUCUCUAUCCCACUUACUGUCAAGCCUCAUUACUCAAUUUUCCAAACUUGAUACUUUGUACUUUCAGGUCUUGCCAUUUUCAGAUAAACACUAUGUAAAAAAAUCAAAUUUUAUGCUGCAGAAAAAUAAAUGAUUAAUUCUUUCCACCUA
Messenger RNA from Oenanthe melanoleuca, 8456 nucleotides. It is a transcript of the gene BACE2, whose product is annotated as beta-secretase 2. Gene Ontology annotation, cellular component: endosome; membrane; trans-Golgi network. Lineage: Eukaryota; Metazoa; Chordata; Aves; Passeriformes; Muscicapidae. Gene Ontology annotation, biological process: membrane protein ectodomain proteolysis; amyloid-beta metabolic process. The record is from RefSeq and is a predicted model, not a curated record. The coding region runs from base 48 to 1625 and encodes 525 amino acids. Gene Ontology annotation, molecular function: aspartic-type endopeptidase activity. The transcript has 9 exons.